GCUUACUCGGCCUUCUCCUUGCCGGUGAGCAACACGAAAGCGACGCCACACUCCGGUCGUUUCGAGGAAUUCAUGCCUUUUUGGUCUCCUCCUUGGCGGUUUCUUUGCUCGUCUCCUCUCCUCUCGUGCAUCCGACAGCUAACCGUCUUCGGAGUUUGAGUUUGUGCUUAUUCCGAUGGGAUGGGGAAACAUUUACAGAAGACGUUUAAAAGUAUUUACACUAGCUGUAGUAAUCUACCUGGAUUACAAGUCUGUUCAGCAAAGACAGAAAUGGAUGAACAAAUCCAAGAGAACUGCCUUUUGGCAAAAAGCUCAUGAACGCAAUGCUAGGCGUCUUCUCAACUUGAUAAUUGAGUUGGAAGGUUUAUGGGUGAAGCUUGGGCAAUACUUAUCCACUCGUGCUGAUGUGCUUCCUGAGGCAUAUAUUUCGCUUCUCAAGCAAUUACAAGAUUCUCUUCCUCCCCGUCCCUUACGAGAGGUUUGUCAUACAAUUCAGAAGGAGUUGGGGAAGAACAUGGAUGAACUCUUCAUGGAUUUUGUGAAAGAUCCUUUGGCAACAGCAUCAAUUGCACAAGUACAUCGUGCAACACUGAUUGAUGGGCGGGAAGUAGUCGUCAAAGUUCAGCAUGAGGGCAUCAAGGAAAUCAUAUUGGAGGAUUUAAAGAAUGCGAAAUCAAUUGUUGACUGGAUAGCAUGGGCAGAGCCACAGUUUAACUUUAAUCCCAUGAUAGAUGAAUGGUGUAAAGAAGCUCCAAAAGAACUCGAUUUCAAUAAUGAAGCUGAGAACACUAGAACUGUUUCUAGAAAUCUUGGAUGCAAAAAGCUUCAUGAGGAUAAUAAGUCUUCCAACCAAGUGGAUGUUCUGAUUCCAGAAGUUAUUCAGUCAACUGAAAGUGUCCUAGUUCUGGAGUACAUGGAUGGAAUUCGUUUGAAUGACUCUGCAUCUCUAGAAGCCUUUGGUGUUGACAAACAAAGGAUUGUUGAAGAAAUCACUCGUGCGUAUGCCCACCAAAUAUACAUUGAUGGAUUUUUUAAUGGCGACCCUCAUCCCGGUAAUUUCCUUGUUAGCAAGGAAGCUCCACAUCGUCCUGUUUUGCUUGACUUUGGGCUUACAAAGAAAUUAUCAAGCCCCAUGAAACGAGCACUAGCAAAAAUGUUUUUGGCAUCUGCUGAGGGUGACCAGGUGGCUCUUUUGUCUGCCUUCACAGAAAUGGGACUUAAGUUGCGCCUGGAUAUGCCAGAGCAGGCUAUGGAAGCAACAAGUAUAUUCUUCCGAAGUUCGACACCAGCAAAUGAAGCUCAAAAAACUGUGAAAUCUUUGGCUGAGCAAAGAAACAAAAACAUGAAGGUUAUACAGGAAAAGAUGAAACUUAAUGAAAAAGAAGUUAAGCGCUUUAAUCCUGUUGAUGCCUUUCCGGGUGAUAUUAUAAUAUUUUCACGGGUUCUUAAUCUUCUUAGAGGGCUCUCUUCCACUUUGAAUGUCCGCAUAGUAUAUCUAGAUAUCAUGAGACCAUUUGCUGAAACUGUUCUACUAGGAAACAUUGAUAAGGCACCUGCAGCAAGUCCACAGUGGAUCUACAACACACCAGUUCAUUCUGAUGUGGAAUUGAAGCUAAGGAAACUCUUAGUUGAGCUGGGGAAUAUUGAUAAAAUACUUGGAGUACAGGUAUGUGCCUAUAAAGAUGGGGAGGUUAUUAUUGACACCGCAGCUGGAGUGCUUGGAAGAUAUGAUCCUCGUCCAGUUCAGCCCGAUUCUCUUUUCUCUGUAUUUUCCGUGACAAAAGGUAUCACUGCAGGAAUGGUACAUUGGCUGGCAGAUAAUGGAAAACUCAAGCUGGAGGAAAAUGUUGCAAAUAUUUGGCCAGAAUUUGGAGUAAAUGGGAAAGAUUCCUUGAAGGUUCAUCACGUGCUUAACCAUACAUCUGGUUUACACAAUGCACUGGGCAACGUUGGAACAGAAAAUCCUUUGCUGCUGAUUGAUUGGGAGGAAUGUUUGAACCACAUUGCUGCGUCUGUACCAGAGACUGAACCUGGCCUACAGCAGCUCUAUCACUAUCUGUCUUUUGGCUGGAUCUGUGGUGGCAUAAUAGAGCAUGCAUCUGGAAAGAAACUUCAAGAUGUUCUUGAAGAAGCCUUCAUCCACCCUCUUGGCAUUGAAGGAGAGCUAUAUAUUGGAAUUCCUCCAGGUGUGGAGUCCCGACUUGCUACACUUACACUCGAUAGAGAUGAUCUGGAGAAGCUCUCAGGAAUGCCAAAUCGUCCUGAAUUGCCAUCCACCUUCCAGCUCAACCGCAUUGCCCAAAUGGCAAGUACCUUCCCCACCUUAUUUAACAUGCUAAAUGUUCGUCGUGCCAUCAUACCUGCAGCUAAUGGGCACUGCUCAGCUCGUGCACUUGCACGCUAUUAUGCAGCCUUGGUUGAUGGUGGUGUGCCCCCACCACCACAUUCCUCUUUGUCCAAUCCACCACUUGGGAGCCACCCCCACAUUCCCAAAUUUUCUGGACUGAAGCUGCAUGAUAAGCAGAAGGAUAAUGAGACUAACGAGGGAGUUGCUGAUACAAAGAAAAAGCAGAAAAAGAAUUAUAGCAAAGAGCUUAAGGAUAGUAGUCACAGUAGAAAGAGCAGCAAGGACGAUUACACUUACACUAGGCUUGCCAAUGAUGAUAGCAGCAGUAGUAGCAAUACCAUCAUAACCAACAUCAGUACAAACAUAAAUGAGGCUCAGAACAAGAACCAUAGGAAGAUUUUCAGCAACCCUAAGAUUCAUGAUGCAUUCCUAGGUGUUGGUGAAUAUAGCAAUAUGGCCCUUCCAAAUGUGAUGUUUGGACUUGGAUUUCGGAGGUAUAAAUCAAAGGAUGGGUCAUUGACUGGCUUGGGACACUCAGGCAUGGGUGGAUCAACAGGUUUUUGCGACAUUGAAAAUAGAUUUGCUAUUGCAGUGACCUUGAACAAAAUGUCAUUUGGGGGAGUGACUCAACAGAUCAUACAACUAGUUUGUUCAGAGUUAAACAUACCAUUGCCAGAGGAAUAUUCAGGAUUAAGAGGAAGGGGUCUUGGUGAACGGGAUACCCCUCUGAUUAACUAAGGUUUACACAUUAUUUAUUACCUGUAUGAAUAACAUGCAAAGUUACAAACUUAUGUGUCUCACUAUGUUGUCUCACAGAUUCAUUCUUCUUUCCUUUUUCCCCUAAUACUUGUUACCGAGAAUUUGCAGACGUCCAAAUUAGUUUAAUGGUAUAUGAAAAUAGACUGCUAAUAAUUUUCAUAUUCAUGAAUAAAGAUUGCUCUCAAGC
Molecule: messenger RNA, 3293 nt
Organism: Rubroshorea leprosula
Lineage: Eukaryota; Viridiplantae; Streptophyta; Magnoliopsida; Malvales; Dipterocarpaceae
Source: the annotation of a GenBank genome assembly